This is a messenger RNA of Glarea lozoyensis ATCC 20868, 534 nucleotides long. Its product is annotated as beta-carbonic anhydrase, cab. Gene Ontology annotation, molecular function: carbonate dehydratase activity; zinc ion binding. Lineage: Eukaryota; Fungi; Ascomycota; Leotiomycetes; Helotiales; Helotiaceae. The coding region runs from base 1 to 534 and encodes 177 amino acids. The record is from RefSeq and is a predicted model, not a curated record. The transcript has 6 exons.
AUGGCGAGCCAAAGAUUCCAAGAUAUGCUGGGUCGCAAUGAAAAAUUUGUUGAGACUUAUACCAUGCCACCGACUCUGCAGCAAAUCAAAGAUAACGCACCUCCUGGGCGGGGAACAAUGGCUAUCAUCAGCUGCUCUGAUCCCAGAGUUUGCCCAGAGGAAUUUUUAGGGAUAAAGCGUGGGGAAGCUUUGGUGAUACGAAAUGCAGGUGGUCGUGCGGUGGAAGCGAUCCGAAGUCUAGAGGUGAUGGGCACGAUUGGAGCGAUCCAACUUAUCGUUGUUAUUCAUCAUACCGAUUGCGGAGGUCUUUUUACCUGCGACGAUGAAGUUCGCAGGAAGUUAGGCGAAAGAGCACCUGAGCACAAGCACUUGAUUGAGAAUAAGAAUUUUGGAACAUUUCAGGAAAUUGGAAUCCGACAAAGUAUUCUUGAUGAUGUGGAGGUGAUCAAGAACUGGAAGUUUCUCCCGGAGUAUACUGAGGUGAAGGGAUUCGCUUAUACGAUUGAGGAUGGAAAGUUGACGGAACUGGUAUAA